Dioscorea cayenensis subsp. rotundata (Guinea yam) is the source of this 848-nucleotide messenger RNA. RefSeq names its product glutathione S-transferase U17-like. The transcript is spliced from 2 exons. The record is from RefSeq and is a predicted model, not a curated record. Gene Ontology annotation, cellular component: cytoplasm. Gene Ontology annotation, molecular function: glutathione transferase activity. Lineage: Eukaryota; Viridiplantae; Streptophyta; Magnoliopsida; Dioscoreales; Dioscoreaceae. Gene Ontology annotation, biological process: glutathione metabolic process. The coding region runs from base 47 to 772 and encodes 241 amino acids.
AACCUCUCUCUCUCCAAACACAAACAAAGUCACAUUUUGUAAAACAAUGGCAACAUCAAGAGAAGCAGAAGAAGUGAAGGUGCUGGGGCUUACAGUGAGCCCUUUUGUGGUGAGAGUCAGGAUAGCACUGAACCUGAAAGGAGUGCAGUAUGAGUUCUUGGAAGAGCAAUUUGGGAAUAAGAGUGAGUUGCUGAUCAAGUCCAACCCUGUUUACAAGAAGAUGCCAGUCUUGAUUCAUGAAGGCAGACCCAUUUGUGAGUCCAUGAUCAUUGUUGAGUAUGUGGACCAAGUUUGGGCUGAUGAUUAUGUUUCUCAUUCCAUCCUCCCUUCUCUUCCUUAUGACCGUGCUGUUGCUCGCUUCUGGGCACACUACAUUGAUGAUAAGUGGUUUCCAAAACUGGUAGUAAUAUUGAAAGGUGGAGAUACAGAGGAAGCACAUGCGGAAGCAGCAGAGGAAGUAAAGGCAGGGCUAAAACUGAUGGAAGAGGUGCUUGAGAAGCACUCAAAAGGGAAGCCAUUCUUUGGUGGUGAUGCAAUUGGUCAUGUAGACAUUGCCUUUGGCUCUUACUGGACAUGGAUCCUUGCUGCAGAAAAAAUUUCUGGUUUCAAGCUUUUCCAGCAAGAACAGACUCCACUCUUGUUUGCAUGGUCUCAAAACUUUUGCUUGGAUGUUGCUGUGAAGGAUGUGCUGCCUGAUGUUGAUAAGCUUGUUGAGCAUGCCAAGAAGUUUAGUGCUUGGAUGAUUCAAAAUGCAGCUGCUGAAAAUAAUUGAUAAUAUGCAUCAUUGUUAUCUAGAUAUUUUCAGUCGCAGAUGAAUUUAUUUGAAUGAAUAAAACUUAGUUGUUUUC